Acipenser ruthenus (sterlet) is the source of this 8641-nucleotide messenger RNA. Its product is annotated as zinc finger and BTB domain-containing protein 21-like. Gene Ontology annotation, biological process: regulation of transcription by RNA polymerase II. Bases 208 to 3330 code for a protein of 1040 amino acids. The transcript has 2 exons. Gene Ontology annotation, molecular function: DNA-binding transcription factor activity, RNA polymerase II-specific; RNA polymerase II cis-regulatory region sequence-specific DNA binding; protein binding. Gene Ontology annotation, cellular component: nucleus. Lineage: Eukaryota; Metazoa; Chordata; Actinopteri; Acipenseriformes; Acipenseridae. The record is from RefSeq and is a predicted model, not a curated record.
GAUCUAACAACCUCGGUCCGCAGUCAGCCUAUCAGAGCCCGGCGCACGUGACGAGCGUUCUUUGCGAUGACCUCAUCCCUGAUGUGGGAUGACGUCAAAUUCAAAAUGGAUGGAAUCACGACAGUCACACGCUCUACGGAAUUCUGCAAGAAAGUCUAGCUGGUGGGGCUCGCGGGGAACGCAGACACGGCGAAAGGGGUGAACACCAUGGAGGGGCUGACUCAUUACAUUAACCCAGCACAUGCCGUGUCCUUGCUCAGCUCUCUAAAUGAACAGCGUUUGAAAGGGAAACUCUGUGAUGUUCUUCUGAUCGUGGGGGAUCACAAAUUCCGAGCUCACAAGAGCGUCCUGGCAGGGAGCAGCGAGUAUUUCCACUCACUGUUCGCCAGGGGAGACGGUGAAGCCCGGUCCGUAGUCCAGCUCGAUUUCUGUGAACCAGAUGCCUUUGAGGAUGUGUUGAAUUACAUCUACUCCUCUUCCAUCGUUGUUGAAAAGGACUGCCUAGCAGCGGUCCAGGAACUUGGAUACAGCCUUGGGAUCUCCUUUCUCACCAACAUCCUGUCCAAGAAGCCACAAGCCUUGUACGCUGGCUCCAGGAGGAAGGCACCCUUCUCUGAGGAGGACAAGAGUGGUUUGCAAAAACAGAGUGUCAUUGUGUGCCAGGGUCGGAGUGAUAAACCACGUCCGAGUUCAGCACAAGGGAAACGGCCAAGCCCAACGCCACUGUCUGAUUUAAAACAGUUUUCCACCAUAAAGUGCAACAAGACAUCUACUAGUCAAAACAUAAGUGAAUCUGGUCAAGCUUGGGCAAAAGACAGCAGUGCUUCUUCGGGUAAUAACAAAGAACAUGGAACUCCAGCGAGCGUCUCACCUGUCAGGAAGCCCUCCGGUGUCAUUGAGGGUCUUGUCAGAAUGACCAGCCCAGCCACUGUUUUGCAGAUGGGGAAGCCCAUCCAGACGUCGCCUAUGAGGCCGCAGUUGGCCACUUCUUUCUCCUUUAACGAUUCGAGAACAUUGCAGGAGAGAGUGCAGCCGAACAGCACUGGCCAUAGAGACCACAGAACCCUGGCGCAUCAUUCCAGUGUAGGACCCCAUGCUUCUCCAGGAAGGCCAGGACCGGACAGACAGAGAAUCGACAGGAGCGGCCCACUUGUGAAGAGUCUCUUGCGCAGGUCAUUGUCUAUGGAUAGCCCGGUUCCUUUCCAUUCCCCAGCUUUCGAAUUGAAAUCUAUGCAAGCCCCAGAAGAAACCGUGCUUCAACCAGGGCCUGAAAAGUCUGCUGAGCACAAACACGUCAAGGAGAAGCCAAAGGUUAUUCAGCCACCACACCGUAGACCUGGUGUUUUCAGCAAGCCGUCUGAAACAGAGGUCCACGUGAAAACAGAACCAAGCAGCCCACUCGCGGAUCCUUCUGAGAUAAUAAGAGUGACCGUCGGGGAUAGUUUGCUGGUAAACACGAGAGACCUGCAGAUGAACACUGAGCACCUUAGAAAUGUAACCAAGCACUCUUUUAAAAGGAAGUCCCGGCCAGACGGCAAGAGAAUCCAGUCUAAGAAAUCCAAGUACAUUAUCGACGAUGGCGAUUUCGGAAUGGAACACACCAGACGUGCCACAGCUCCCCGCCAUUCCGAUACGGAAGGAGGUCCCGAAUUAAACGAAACGAGGCAGAGCAGGAUAUUUAAAUGCUGGAGCUGUCUGAAGAUAUUCAGAUCCAACACUGGACUCUAUCGGCACGUGAACAUGUAUCACAAUCCCGAGAAGCCGUAUUCCUGCGACAUCUGCCACAAGCGUUUCCAUACAAACUUUAAAGUGUGGACACACUGCCAGACUCAGCACGGCGUGGUGAAGAACCCGGCCCCUGCUUCCAGCUCUUACUCCGUCUUGGAUGAAAAGUUUCAGAGGAAGCUCAUAGACAUCGUAAGAGAAAGGGAAAUAAAGAAAGCCUUGAUGGCCAAGUUGAGACGGAACAAGCAAGGACUAGGUGGCUCCCAAGCUCAGCAUUUUCCCAAAAGGGGCCUGAGGCCAAAACCUAAGAACUACUUCUGUGUCUACUGUGGAAAGGUGUUCCGUUUCCACUCACAGUUCAAGCAGCACAUAAAGAUGCACCCUGGGGAAAAACCUGCAACAGAAGUCGAUGAAGAAAGGGAAGAAGGUGGCGGUGGUGGUGGUGAUCAUCUGACCAUAGAGCAGGAGCCGCCCAGCAGCCCCAGUCCAGGGAAAACACAAGAAAUGUACCCUUGCAAACUUUGCAAUGCGAAACUGCCCUCGCCAGUGGAACAGGGAGACCACGAGAGACUCUGCAGGCAUGCCACCGUGUGCCCGUACUGCAAUCUGAGGUUCACCACCCCAGAGUUAAAGAGAGAACACGAGGGCCAGUGUGAAUACAAAAAGCUCACCUGUCUUGAAUGCAUGCGCACCUUUAAGUCCUCCUUCAGCAUCUGGCGUCACCAGGUCGAGGUUCACAAUCAAAACACGAUGACCCCGAAAGAGCGCCUGUCCCUCAGUCCCGCCGAUCUCAACGGGGAAACGCCCGAGGAAGCUGCGAGACUGGAACCCGAGUCUGCAGAAGCGAGGGGUGCACGCGACUCCUCGACAGUUUCCAAAGAUGACCCGGUCCUCAGCGAUUCUUCGGAACAGAUGCAUUUUGAGGACUCUGACGAUUCCCUGAACGCUCCAGAGGAUCUGAGCCUCUCCCGGAAGUUGGAUUUGAAAAUCAAAGAGGAGCCAGCGGAGGAAGCUGUGGAGGUCGUGGAGGACGACGAGGUCUCCGAGCCUGGGGUGGAACCGAAGGACGAUGCCGCUGGCAUGGAAGUAAACAUCUGGACAUGUGAGAAGUGCGGCAAGAUCUUCGCUGUGCACAACCAGCUCGAGCGUCACCAGGAGCUGCUGUGUCACAUCAAGCCCUUCGUGUGUCACAUCUGCAACAAGGCCUUCAGAACCAACUUCCGUCUCUGGAGCCACUUCCAAUCCCACAUGGCCUCCUCGGAAGAGCUGUCGUCAAAGGAAGCCGAUCCACCACACCCCUCCUCUGCCUCCCCAUCACCUCCCCCACCUACACCCGCACCCCCACAGCCAGUAUCGCCCCCUUCCAGGGUAAAGAAACCCGAGGCGGAGAGAGCUAGGAGGGCCUCCUUCUCCUCUUUCUCCACCCCGAAGCCAAGCGAUGCUGAGAAAUCCGUCACCCCGCAGGAGUCGGACACUCUCUUCUACCACGCCCCUCCACUUUCGGCAAUUACCUUCAAAAGACAGUUCAUGUGCAAACUCUGCCACCGGACCUUCAAGACAGCCUUCAGUUUGUGGAGCCAUGAACAGAGCCACACUAAUGUAUAACCAGGAACGAUUCGGUGCAGGAAUGAAAGUACUGCUCUUGCUGUGCUGAAGUCUUGCACUUGCCCAUUACGACAGCACUUAGGAUGAGGUGGAGCGUCACGUGGCGCAGCUAGUCAUCGCAAUGCUAAGGGUUAAGGGAUCCCAGAGGUGUCUAUAACAAUGUCUCUUAAUAAUGCCUUGUGUGACGUUGUCUCAUUGAAGGAUUUGGGGAUUUAUAAUACGUCUCUCAACAUCUCUGAAUAUCUCAGUUGUUUCUGAGCAGUGCAGAAUGGUUUUAUUCAGAAUAUGCAGGAGUAGAUAUUGGAUCUUAAAAUAACUGGGGUUUGGUUUACAGUUGGUCAUUCAAACAAAAGAAAAGUGACACGUGCAAAACCGAUAAUGAAUCUGAAUUUAUUCUGCUAAGUAACAUCGUAGAAGUAAUUAUGGCAGUAGAGCAAUAUCACAAGUAUUGCAGCCGUGUUUGGAAAGUAGUCCUUGUCACUAUCUAGAGUUGAAUCACUUCUAGCAAUAAGAGAACCAUUCUGAAACCUCAUUUUUAUACCUUGUAUACACAUGUAGAAAAACCCCUCAAUACUUUGCAGUCACAGCGGGAGAAGCUGUCACCCACAAUGCUGUUGUUUUGUAUUCGAUGCCCAGCUCUGUGGGAGGGAUGUUGGAUUUGAUUUGGGAUUUGAAAUAGGAACUUCCUGUUUGCAUGCUGAGGUUGCCUGCCUCUUUCUGGUUUUCUGAUGUUUGCAAUCAUUCUUCGUGGUUUGAAUUGCAAUCACUCCGCUGCUGCGCUGGUGUGCUUCACCAGAGUCAAGCAGCUGCUCUUCGCUUCAGUUUGCAUGCCACGGACAUGUGGAACACUGGCUACAUCAGCCACGUGUCUUCUUACACGUACUGCCAUACAGUGAUCAGCCACGUUGGAUCAAGAUUCCUUUUGUAUUGCUGGCAAUACACUAGCUGUGCACUAGAUGGGGUUGGUGCUCGACUAAUAUAAGGAAUACAUUGGCAGAUCUGCCCUAUGUUACAUGUAUCCUAAUCCUCUUCGAUCACUGUGUGUAUAACUGAACCAUGUUAAGUUUCCUAUCUAUAUAUCUAUUUUACAAAUACAUAUAGAUGUUUUGGGGGUUUUUUUCUAAGUUUUGGCAGGUCAACUUUUUGAACCCCAAAACUAUUUUCAGAUUUCCUAAAAAAUGUAAUUAAGAAAUCGAGAGCGAAGGUGAUAGGACUAGAAGCGAUGAGCAGAUCCUAAACUCAGGUAAAAACACCCUUUCGAUCAUUUCGCCAUUUUUCGGAAUUUGAAAACAGUUUGUGUGAACUCUAUGGACUUCAGGAAGUUCCCUGCCAAAAUGCUAAUUGUACACGCAGUGACUGAAGGGGAUAUAAAAAGUACACACAACACACACGCUCUGAGUAAGAACCUAUAAGAACCACUCUGAAUGAUUGCUACCAGGUAAGAGGACUGGCCUUUUAAAACAAGAGAGGGAGGAUGAAUGUGAUCCUGCUUGCUCUGGGAGUUGAUUCUCACUGGAAGGCAGAUUGCUGUUUAACAAAGUUAAAUCACCUGGCAUUUUCUGUAGAUUUAGCUUGUGCUCUGCUCUGCAGUGCACACAUAAAUACUAAAAUGCAUUUGCAUACUGUACAGCUUAUUACUUUUCAAUAGGUUACAGUUUGCUGAUGCUAUUGUAAAAGCCCUAGUGAAUAUUGUCACCAAGGAAAUGUAUCUUCUAGUCUGCAUCAUCAUCAUCAUACACAAUAUAUGUGCAAGUGACAUAGGGUUAAAAACAAGCAUCAGCAAUGUGUUGCAAUAGUCAGUGUUAAAUCAAGGUGCAAAAGCAAGGAAUAUGAAACUGAAGAUCUCUCCUCCUCCCUGGAACCAGUGAAUUAUUUCACUCUUGCAUCAGCCCCUAAUGAAUCCCCUUGGAUCUCGCACUUGUUGCCUUGUAGCCACAAAGGCUAAGCGCCUCAUUAUUAUAUCUAUUUAUUUAUUGUUCUGUGGGCGCAGGGAUAUUAGUCCUUAUGAAAGCCACUGUUUCAUUUAAACACAGCUUCUUUAUAAGCCACACUAUUGAAAUGUUUUGGUUCAUGGAGGGCAGAGUUCUAUUUUGUUACCAAAAUAGGUUCAAAUAAGUUCAGUAUAAUAGCACAAGUGCUCUUGCAGAACACACAGUCACACAACACGCGUGUGCAUUGUAUGUUAGUGUGUCUGUGUGUGUGCGCUCAGCUUCUCUUUAGCGCUACAGUCUCAGCAUUCAUGAAAUAAACCUUGAUAACAUGCUGUACUGCUGCAGACUGCACAGUGUAACACAUGACCUUGAUAACAUGCUGUACUGCUGCAGACUGCACAGUGUAACACAUGACCUUGAUAACAUGCUCUACUGCUGCAGACUGCACAGUGUAACACAUGACCUUGAUAACAUGCUCUACUGCUGCAGACUGCACAGUGUAACACAUGACCUUGAUAACAUGGUGUACUGCUGCAGUCUGCACAGUGUAACACAUGCAUGUUUCUGUAAAUGAAACUCUCUCAUGCAUCAACUCUGUUCACUUGUUCAGAGUUCUAGAACUUAACCCAUUAAGUGCCAUUGUCCUCAUUUCAGGACAGGCUGCUUUGUCAUUUAUAACUGGCAUCUACAGUGUAUCUGUUUUAUUUUCCUCUUUAACUAUAUUGUAAUGAUAACUUACUCUCAUUUUGUUAACCGCAAGAGUUAAGUCUAAAUGCAACGCAUCAAAUGACCUAAAUACAGCUUGUGUUCUGAUGUUUUUUUUUUGGUUGAAGACAGGUUUUAGAAAUCGUUUUAAAGUGAUUUGGACAGCAUUCGGGUUUCCGUUUGUCUUUUUUUCCAGCAGUCCAGUAGUAAUACCUUUAUUAUCUUUGUCUGUUUUUUUCUUUCUGUUUGAAUGGUGCACCAGGGGAAAUGCUUCCUUUCCAUUGUUGUGUUAUUCUGCCUAUUUUUCAUUCUAAUUGCUAAUUGCUAAUUCUGAUGCUAAAUAGACUAGGGGCCGUGAAAUGCUCACAGUGUUAAUAUAUUCUUGCUUAGCUGGGACAGCUUUGUGGUGUGCUUGGCAUUCAAUUGAUUUACAGCCAAUGUUAUUUUUAAAUGUGCCAGCAACUCCAAAAUGUACUAACUUUGCUUUUGCUAAGCAUUUAAAAAAAAAAAAAAAAACCUAUGUAGAUGAGCAUGUGGAGAAAAGCACGUCAAAACUGAGAAAUACUUUUUUGUUUAUAUAUUUUAAAAUGCAACUGUGUUCUUAAAUAUUUUUUUUUGGGGGGGGGGGGGGAGUGUCUCUAUGGUGUAUGGUAGAAAGAUCUAAUUCUAUGUUUUGUUUUGUUUUUCCAAAGAAUUGUAUUUAAUAUUGCACAGAGAGGAAACCCUUUUGUCCUUGAAUAAUAUUGUAUAUUAAUGUGAGGGUUUAAAUGCAGUGAAGUCCAGCCUUAGUAAACUGGGUGCUGUAUCAGUACUCUUCUAACCCUGCCGAGCCCUUUGAGACUGAUGGGAUUGGACAGUCCUGUGGCACGGAGCUUUCUAAUCAGCAUGUGAAAUGUAUACUGGACCUUGUAGGCUUCACUGCUGACUGGUGUCAGCUUAAACGUUUGGCAUGUUUCCCUUUCUUGGUUACACCCUCACUGCGGUGUGAAAUGUCCUUAAAGCGUACCUUAAGAACAGUGGGUCGGUCCGUGGAAUACUGGAAUACCAGAGCGGAUUUUUGAGUUGUCCUGAAAAUACAUUGUGUAGAAGCUGUUGUUUUGAUCACCCAGCAUUGCGAUUGGAUGAUCUAUGGGUGAUCCUUUGAAAACAGCCAGUCUUGCAAUUGGAUGAUCUAUGGGUGAUCCUUUGAAAACAGCCAGUCUUGCGAUUGGUUGAUCUAUGGGUGAUCCUUUGAAAACAGCCAGUCUUGCGAUUGGUUGAUCUAUGGGUGAUCCUUUGAAAACAGCCAGUCUUGCGAUUGGUUGAUCUAUGGGUGAUCCUUUGAAAUCAGCCAGUCUUCCACACCUGUUUAGGGUGAGGGGGGUCUAACUGUCACCACGGUUGAGAUUAUUAAUGCAGGGCACUGUUGCGUAUGAAGGUGCUGGAAAUCAAGCAUCUAAAGCUGGGGAACUCAAAGCCACUUUUAGGCUUGGAACUUGGUUUCAGGAGACUAAGUUUCAGGCCACUGCACGGCACACCAGGGGAGACUUGGGGUUUGAUACAGCAAAGCUGCCUCAGACUAGGUAAUGAUUUAAACAACAAUGAUAUUUCGAUCCCCCUCCCUUUAGAUCAGUCAGUGAGAUCCCUUGUGCAAGGAGCUUUUAGACACGUGUAGAAAAGUAAACGACUUCCCAGGGAGCAUCUCAAGAUGCGUCUGCAAAGACAGCCGUCGUGUCCGCUGGUAGAAAUCUCAGUCGUACAAGACGGGCAGUUGCAUGAGUGCACAACCAUGGAAAACUGACAUCAGGAAUAGGAAACACUACAAGUUAGAGGAGAGGAUUGCUUAAAAAGUGAACCAUUGAUCUGCUUCCUGCAGCUGCUUAUGAAGAGCCACAGCAGCUCCACACCUGCACAAGGGCUGCUCCCAAAUAGUGGAGGGAUGGAGCCGCCUGCAGAGCAGCGAUGUCUGUCGUAGGUGUGCACAACACCUAAUUCAACCCCACAAAACUGCCCCGCUAGCGAGUGCUCUGUGUGUCCUUCUAAUGACAUGAACCUGCUGUUCUGUUUCAUCCUGGCAUUUCAUUCAUGGAUGAAAUGUAUGAACAUGUUAUGUUUUUUGGACACUAAAAUAUGCUUGCUUUAAAAUCAAACCUCUCGCUUUGUUGAUUAACAUUUAUUGCUAAUUCUGAUUUUUUUUUUAAAAUUACAUCACCAAUGCGAUUCUUUUUUUUUUUUAAUAUGCAAUUUUUAUAUCUUGCAGGGACCAUUAGCACUUAUAAAAACAAACACAUCUGAAAACAUCACUGACUUUAAACAAGCAAACUUUUAUUAAGAGGCUACCCGUUAGAGAUACUAAGCACUUGUUGAUUUCAUGAAUACUUUUUAUAAAAAGCUUGUUUCAGGUUAGUUCUUGUUCACUUAUACAAGUACAUGCUUUGAACAAUUAUUAGACACUGAAUGUGUUCUGCGGAGGAGUUUAAUGCCAUGUGUGCUAGCGUUCUGUACUCUAUACUUUAGCCCCUUAGACUAUUCUACAUUAACAGCGCUGCAAUGACCUUGCUCGUAUUUGUAAUGACUCGGAUUGCAGUAGCGGUCCUGUUUUUUUUAAGGUAUAAAUUGCAGUGUUUUGUGUUAGUGCUUUUUCUACUGUACAUGUCAUUGGUUUCUUAGCUGCUGAAAUAAAAGCCAACAAGUCA